Molecule: messenger RNA, 1026 nt
Organism: Pistacia vera
Lineage: Eukaryota; Viridiplantae; Streptophyta; Magnoliopsida; Sapindales; Anacardiaceae
Product: G-type lectin S-receptor-like serine/threonine-protein kinase LECRK1
Exons: 1
Coding region: 1-1026 (341 amino acids)
Biological process (GO): protein phosphorylation
Molecular function (GO): ATP binding; protein kinase activity
Source: RefSeq, a predicted model, not a curated record
AUGGAAUUCAUCACUUGCUCAUGUGUCUUCCUUGCAAUCACGGGAUUUUUCAUGUUUAAGUACCAGGUUGUUAAGUACAAAUGGCCGCUAGAAACUGGAAAUUUUGGUUCAACUAAUGAGCUUACUCUAAGUUCAUUCUCUUACAGUGAGCUUAAGAGGGCAACAAAUGGAUUCGAAGAAGGUCUAAGCCGGGGCUCUGUUGGUGCACUCUAUAAAGGGGUCUUAUUCAAGGGUGAAAAACUUGUUGCUGUCAAGAGAUUGGAGAAGAUGAUGAAUGAUGGUAGGGAAAGAGAAGUGCAUGCAGAGAUGCAUGUAAUUGGUAGAGCACAUCAUAGGAACUUAGUUCGGCUGCUUGGUUAUUGUGCUGAGGAUUCAAAGAGGCUUCUGGUGUAUGAAUACAUGAGCAAUGGAUUCCUUGCAUAUCUACUCUUUUGCUCCAAAACAUCCCCAGAUUGGAACGAGAGAGAGAGCAUUGCAUUAGAUGUUGCUAGAGGAAUUCUUUAUCUCCAUGAUGAAUGUGAAGUGCCUAUCAUUCACUGUGAUAUAAAGCCUCAGAACUGUCUGAUGGAUGAUUUUUGGACUGCAAAACUUGCCGACUUUGGUCUUGCAAAACUGUUAAUGCCAGACCAAACAAGGACUUUCACAUUGGUGAGAGGGACAAGAGGUUACAUGGCACCAGAAUGGUCGAAGAACAUCCCAAUAUCAGUUAAAGCUGAUGUUUACAGUUACAGGGUAGUGCUGCUGGAAAUUGUUUGCUGCAGAAGAAACUUGGAUGUUAAUGCAUCAAAACCGGAGGUAAUAAUUCUUAUUAAUUGGGUUUACAAGUGCUUCAUCAACCAAGAGAUGAAUAAGCCUGUUUGUAGUGAAGAAGUGAAUAAGAAGACUUUUGAGAACAUGGUUAAGGUGGGGCUCUGGUGUGUUCAAGAUGAACCGGCUCUUUGUCCUUCAAUGAAGACUAUGGUGAUGAUGUUAGAAGGGAUUACUGAUGUCUCUAUUCCUCCUUGUCCCACUUCCUCCUCCGGGUAA